This is a messenger RNA of Amphiprion ocellaris (clown anemonefish), 1312 nucleotides long. It is a transcript of the gene cfl1l, whose product is annotated as cofilin 1 (non-muscle), like. Gene Ontology annotation, cellular component: cytoplasm; actin cortical patch; actin cytoskeleton. The coding region runs from base 154 to 642 and encodes 162 amino acids. Gene Ontology annotation, molecular function: actin filament binding. The record is from RefSeq and is a predicted model, not a curated record. Gene Ontology annotation, biological process: cell motility; actin filament fragmentation; actin filament severing. The transcript has 4 exons. Lineage: Eukaryota; Metazoa; Chordata; Actinopteri; Pomacentridae.
GGAGAAGGGUGGGCAUACUUUCGGAGGUGUGCUCAUUUACCACAGCUCCUCCUCCAUGACUCAACCUGCUCUACUUCCUUAUAACCUCUCAGCAUUUGCACUGCUGCUGCCAUCUUUCACUGCUGCCUGUUUCCUGCACACACCACAAGCAAAAUGGCAUCUGGAGUAGAAAUCUGUGACGAUGUGAAGGACAUGAUCGCUAAAAUGAAAGUGGUGAAAAGUGGUGACGAUCAAAAUGACCGUGUGAGACUGGCAAUAUUCAGCAUCAGAGAUUGCAAAGAAAUUAUUGUUACAAAAAAGUUCAACCAAAAAGAUGUGGGAGACAGUCCUGUUUUCUCCAUCAUCACUGACGAGAUGAAAGGAGACCCGUGCUUCUACGCACUGUAUGACUGCAACUUUCAAACCAAGGACAACGUUGACAAAGACGACCUGAUCUUUAUAACAUGGACCUCUGAUGCUGCAUCCAUCAAAAACAAAAUGAUAUACGCCAGCUCGAAAGAGAAUCUGAAGGGGUGUAUGAAAGGAGUCAAACAUCACAUGCAGCUAAAUGAUCACUCAGACUGGAGCAGGCAGGCGCUUGCAGAGAAAAUACAAGACAAAAGCACAUGGAGAGUAGCCAAGAUUGAGAAAGUUGAUAUCUGAAUGUUAGUCGAACCAAUGAGUACUAAACAAACCAUCUUUCCCCGUGUUUCAUAACAAAGUCAAAUUAAAAGAUUUUGAGAGGAUAAUGGCAGUGUUUCAAAAUGAACUUAUUUGUUUUUCUGGAUUUGUAAAAAGCUACAAAAGGGAAAGACUGGGCUGUGAAUGGUAUUAUAUUUCUGUUACACAAACCUGAUGUCUUUGCCUUGCUUACAAGUCCAGUUACACAAAUUUAGCUGGGAAAUCAAUCUUGUUCAUGUCAUUUUACUCUUUUUUUUUUUUUUUUUUUUUUUUUUUUUUUAAUUGAACAUUUUGUAAAAAUAUUAAUAAUCUGACACUUCACUUUUGGUACAUUAAAAUCCCUCAAACUGUUAAUUGUUAAAAUACUUAUAUACUGUUUAAAUACCUGCAUUUGCCAUAUGUGUCUUUGUUGUAAUAGUUAUUUGUUCAGUGUGUACUAGUAUAUGCUGUGCAAUAAGUUAACACUGUAUUGCAGUUUAUAUUGGGUAAUUAUGGCUGGAUUUGUAAGUCUGCCACAUCUGUUUUUCCUUGACUGCUACACUUAGACAUCUGAAAGAAUAGUACAACUUUUAUCCGAAAAACAAAGUUUCCACUGAAAUUACAGCACUCCUUGCACUGUUGAGUACUAUCAAAUAAAUUCAGUGCAACUAUG